GCCUGCUCUACUUUGCACAGAGUUGUCAGGAGACCAUUUUAUAUGGUAGAAGUGCUCAAAGGAAGAGGGAAAAUGCUGGGUGCAUUUUUUCUAUAGCUACUUCUCUCCUUAAAGUAACAUUUAUGAAAUAUUUCCAAUUGUCCAGAUCAUUUCUCAACCCUACAGCAGACCCAUUACAUAAAAAGUCAGCAUUAAUACUCCCCUGUAUGGCAGUGUUGAGUAGAGAGGCUGAGAGAUGAAGAGCUUGCCCAGACCACCUUACCGUAGAGACUGGCUGCCCAUGGAGUCUUUAGGAGCAACAGGAGACGACCCAUUCAUUACAAGGACUUCACACUGUGAUGUUCUGUCAGAGGGGAAAGUUCCUGAUACAGCUUAUCCAGUUUUCAGUCAGAAGCAAAGAACCUGUUGGGAAGAAAAUACAGAGUUACCAAGACACAAUGCCUCUUCUUGUAAAUGUGUUCCAGUGCACUUGGAUGUACCUUCAUCGCUGUAUGUCAGCAGAGAAAUUGCACUCCAACAACAACAGCAGCAGCAGCAGCAACAAAAAGCUAUAUCACUGAAGGUAAUCAUGGUGAAACGUAAAACUGGGCUUCCUAAUGCUGAACUCCAGAGAUAUUUGAGAAAACAACUCCGUCUUCUGGAGAAUGACAACCAGAAAGCCAGGACCGUUUUUAGUGAGCUGUCUGCCAGACUACUUUCAAUUCACAGCGAAGAUCACCUAAUAGUGGUAACAUUUUGGACUUUUGAAGAAAUCUGGAAAUUUAUCACUUAUCAUUCCCUUGGUUUUCUAAACCAUUGCAUGGAGAAUCUGUUACUAGAUGACCAUUUUUGGCUCUCUCCACCAGAAGAAGCAGUUGGAAUUGAUGUCCAUCUAGAUGAAGACUGUCUUGAUAGGAUGUAUCGAGAGCUCUUACUUCAAGAAGAUACAUUCUUUGUAAUUCAUCCUGAAAAUGUUGUCAAUGAAGGAAGACUUGAUGAUGACAGAAGAGUGAUCCGAAUUUACCAGCGAAGGUCAGCUACUGAGAAAGGCCCAGAAUCAGCCACCUGGAAUGAUGACGCUGAACGUUUUGCAGAGCCCCUGAAUGCUUUUCAUCAGUGGUUUCUUAAAACAAACCCAGACCUUGUUGAUUUUGUCAGCAAAAGUGAACCUGUUGUCACUGAUCAAGUUGCCACAGGAUUUUCUGUAGCGAUGAUUAGCCAUGAAAGUAUUGUUCCUGAGGAAAUUAGUUUCCGGGAAGGAGACCAAAUUGAAAUAAUUGGCUAUUUUAUGAAAUGCAUGCCAUGGUUCGUAGGAAGACACGUCCCUUCUGGCCAGGUUGGUUUUGUACAAACCAGCCACGUCAGUCCUGAAGGCUUCAGCACUGCUGCGACAGAAUCAUCAUGCCUCUUCCUCUUUCAAGAUGAGCAUUCUUUUUUGAAAAAAGAAGGCCUGGAAGAAAACAUGACAAGCCUCUUGGAAAAACUAACAACUGAUAACACCUGCAAUUUAUAUCAAAUAGAUGGACAGAAGAAUUUUGAACUUGAGUCUCUUCAGCAAGAGAAGUCGUGUUCCUUUCUUAAUUUGGACUCUCCAACACUCAAACAGAAAGUGACUCAAUCCCUUAAGGAAGUAAAAAAGUUACAGCUGCACAAGGAAGAAUCAGAUGUUCAGAAGAGGCCUGUUUUGGCUUUUAAGGGCGAGAUAAUUUCUGUAAUGGAAGAACUACGUUUCUGCAUAUACCAGGAAGGUGCUUGUGGACCAGAGAUCUCAGAUUCAUUACUGCUGUUUCUGAACUGUGAUGGCUAUGAUCCCAGCUUCCAGAACCUAUACAAUCUUUCAUUUUCCUUUCUCAACACCCUAUUCUAUGGCUAUGCCAAUGAGGAUGAACUGAUUGACUAUUUUGUGCUGGCAAGGGAAGCAGCAAAGCGAGCAAACCUUUUGUGGGCCUUGACAAGGCUGUGCUUUCUCCUGGGGAGAAUGAGCGCCCGAAAGUUCAAACUUUCUCAAGCUCGGGUGUAUUUUGAGGAGGCUUUGGCGACGAUGCAAGGAGAUUUUAGUGACCUCUAUCUUACAAUUGCUCUUUAUACAAAUCUAACUGGCAUUUACCUGAAACAGAACAACAAGGAAAAAUGCACCGGCAUUUUUGGCAAAGUUGCUUCUUUGCUCAUGGGAAUCCCCAACUACAUCAGCAGCACGGACAUGGAGUCAGAUAUUCUGAAGUACGCUUUAAAAAGAGCAGUGGUGUGUCAAAGCAAGAACGCAGAAGCCAAGGCAUGUUUCCUGGUAGCAAGGCACUAUCUGAAAUUUAGACAAGACGAAGAAGCACUGCCAUUCCUAGAAAGACUGCAGAUUCUCUAUAAUGACUUGGGAUUGAGAAAGCAUUCAUUGUUAAUAGAGUGUUAUUUUAAAUUAGGCCAACUUUACAGUCAAAAGUGUUUGCCCCACCUUGUGCUAAGUUGCUGCAAGGUUGCCUCUUCUUGCAGCUCAACAAGUACUUUACUAGAGUCAUUCGGGUGCAUUGAUUUGGUAUUUAAAAAUGCUCCCAAAUGCCAUACUUCAAAAACUGUGGGGCAGACAUUUCCUUCCCAGAUUGCCUAUUAUCUUGCUCAGAUUCUCUGCUUGCUAGAGGUUAGCAAAGAACACCAAAAACUCUGCAAGAUGGUUUACUAUAAUCUCUCUCUACUACACAGUCAUCACAAACAAUACAGACAAGCAAUUGGUUACAUGGAAAAGGUUCUCGAAACAAAUGCACACACAAGCAUUGAAGAAAUGAUUAACCAUCUAGUCUUUCUUAGUUGGUUAUAUAUUCUUCAUCAUCAAAAUAAGGUGGCUUUGGACAUUUUAAAUGCCGUAGUAGAAUCUUCACAAAGCAGUUGCCAACAGCUAGCUGUUAUUUAUAACAUGAUCGGCAUAGCUUUGAGGCGGAUGAACAAUACAAAGCUAGCAACUGAAAACUACUAUAAAGCUCUGACCAUUUCAAGAGAAAUGGGGAUUUUGUGUAAUCAGGCUGUGACUUUGGCCAAUUUGGGGAUUCUCUGUCUGAAGUCGUCUGCCAGGUAUCUUGGGGAGCAUUUCUUAAUUCAAGCAGUAAUGCUGUUCUCUCAACUGCCAAGUGCUGAGUGUGGCAGAAAUUUUAUAGAUGUCCUCCUAAGGCUGGGAUGCUACUAUUCCAAUGGAAUUUGCAAAAAUGAAGGAAGAUGUUUCUAUGAGUGGGCGUUUUUGGUGGCAAUGAAAACAAACUCUUUGGAAGGGCAGCUCAUGGCUGUUCAGCACCUCUGCCAGUUCUACGGCAGAAUUCUUCCGGAUGAAGCUCAGUGCGUCAUUUACAAUGAAUAUCAACUCUACCUGGUGAGAAAAAUGUCUGACAAAGUCAUGGAGGGAAAAGUAUUGGAAACCAUCAGUCAGCUAUAUCUAUCUUUAGGCACAGAAAGAGCAUAUAGAUCUGCCCUCGAAUAUACCAAAAGAAGCCUUGGCAUCUUUAUUGAUCUUCAGGCAAAAGAGAGGGAGGCUCAGGCUUGGCUCCAAGCAGGAAAGAUAUAUUAUAUAUUGAGGCAGAAUGAGCUAGUAGAUCUUUAUAUCCAGGCUGCCCAAAAUGCCGCUAUAUGUAUUCAGGAUCCUAAUUUAGAAAUGAAAUUAUUUGAAGCUUCAGGAGACAUUUUCUUUAAUGGAGACUGGGAAAGAGAAAAAGCAAUAGCUUUCUACAAGGACAAGGCUUUGCCACUUGCGAUUAAGACAAACAAUAGCAAUGCUGAACUUCGGCUGGUCAACAAAUUGGUGGAAUUGCUUUUAAACCUACAGGCGUAUGAGGAGUGUCUGGAAUAUGCACGGGCAUCAUUAAUGCUCAGUGUCCAUUUAGGAAAUCAUUUAAGUGAAAGACUGGCAUAUCACCGGCUGGCCGUUAUCUAUCGUCAUCUAGGGCAGUGCGAACUUACAGAACACUUCUUCUUAAAAGCCUUGUCACUGUGCCCUUCGCCUCUUCAGUUUGAUGAGGAAGCCAUGUACUAUGUAAAAGUGUACCUUGCUCUUGGAGAUAUUACAUUCAGUGACUUAAAGGACCCCUUUGAUGCUGCUGGAUACUAUAAUUUAGCCCUUGCAGCUGCCAUGGACUUAGGCAACAAGAAAGCUCAGCUGAAAAUCUACACCAGGCUUGCCAUAAUUUUCCACAACUUCCUUGUGGACCGGGAGAUGUCUCUCUUCUUCUAUCAGAAGGCAAGAGCCUUUGCAACAGAGCUUAAUAUCCGUAGAAUAAAUCUGUCCCCUAAUCAAUAUAUGCAAGGAACAUGGGCCUCUGCAAAAAAGGUCAUGUAAGGAUUACACCAGGGCAUCUGAUGCUAGGGAGAGUUGCUUCUGAUAAACUACAAGAAGUCCUUUUGUAUUACAAGAAGAAGUGUCCUGUUUUCUACUCCAGCUUUAUAUGAAUCAUGAUUUUGUUGACAGCUUUAAACAGGAAGCCAGUCUUCAUUUUACAAACAAACUAUGGAAUUAAUUGUUUCACUGUUGAAAAAAGAGAAAAUUAGAAAGAUAAUUAAAGGCAGGAAUUUACUUAAUAAAUGUCCUGACAAAGAAAAGCUGAAAGUGUUAUCACACUGUGUUUAUAAUCAAAUAUUAAUGGUCUGGGUCUUGGCUACUGUGUGGUUUCCGGCUGAGUUCUAGCAGCAUUUUCUCCUGACGUUUCACCUACAUUGGUGGAUGAAUUUUCAGAGGAUCUGAUGGUGGUCAAGCAAGUGGAAUAUUUAUAUCUGUGGAAUGUCCAGGAUGAGAGAAAAGAACCAUUGUCUGUUGAAAAAGUGUAAAAGGUACAAUUAGCAAGCUAGAUUUGUACGCAUUGAGUGGGAUCCACCCAUCAACACAGGUCUGAGUCUGUAGUUUACAGAUGAGCAAUAUGUGCUAGCUGUGAUCUGAACCUGCGGGGGUUGAACAAACAUUCACCAUCACAUACAGAAUACCCUAUUUUUGGUGUGCAAGGUUUUUU
Anolis sagrei ordinatus is the source of this 4952-nucleotide messenger RNA. It is a transcript of the gene SH3TC1, whose product is annotated as SH3 domain and tetratricopeptide repeats 1. Gene Ontology annotation, molecular function: protein binding. The record is from RefSeq and is a predicted model, not a curated record. Lineage: Eukaryota; Metazoa; Chordata; Lepidosauria; Squamata; Anolidae.